Sphaerodactylus townsendi is the source of this 428-nucleotide messenger RNA. Its product is annotated as dolichyl-diphosphooligosaccharide--protein glycosyltransferase subunit 4-like. Gene Ontology annotation, cellular component: oligosaccharyltransferase complex. The record is from RefSeq and is a predicted model, not a curated record. The coding region runs from base 33 to 200 and encodes 55 amino acids. The transcript is spliced from 3 exons. NCBI's taxonomy places the organism in Eukaryota, Metazoa, Chordata, Lepidosauria, Squamata, Sphaerodactylidae.
ACAACCGGAAGCGCCACGGCGCACAUCCCUUUAUGCCCCUCCCACGGAGCACGGCGGCGGAAACUGGGACGCGGCUUAUCGCAAGGAUGGUGACCGACGUGCAACUGGCCAUCUUCGCCAACAUGCUGGGCGUGUCGCUCUUCCUUCUCGUCGUGCUCUACCACUACGUAGCCGUCAACAAUCCCAAGAAGCAGGAGUGACUAUCCUUCCCCUCCAAAAAAGCAGAGCAGUGAUCGCCGGCGUCAUGUCCCUGCAUCGGACAGCCUCUUCCUCCCUGCUCCAUUGGACAAGAACAAAACACCUGUAACUGUGAUGGCACAGACCUGGAUCAAAAGCAAGGCGUGGCACAGCAGGGCAGAAUGGGCCUCUCUCUCUCUCUCUUUUUUUUGUCAAACAAAUUUUAUUAAUAGAAACGUGUUACAAGACAA